AUGGAUGAAGGAGUUUUUUAAAUUCAUCUGUAAAUGUGUGAAGAAUAAUUCAAAAAUUAAAAUUUAAUUGAACAAGAAUGUGAAUAAUGUGGUAAAAUCAUUAUUAAAUUUUACAUAAAUGAUCAUUUAGAUAUUUGCGAAGGUAAUUUUUGGAUUUAGGUUAAAUGUCCAUAUUGUUCUUUAGCAUUCUUAAAAGCUGAUCUAAAAAAUCAUAUUUCUUAAUGUACUACAUUUCAAUAAUAAUAAAUCAAAGAACAAUAGGGAGUUGUAAAUUGCACAAUAUGUUUAGAAGAUAUUGAAGAAAAUAAAAUAUAAUUAGAUUGUUCUCACUUUUUCCAUAAAGAUUGCAUAAAUAAUUGGAUUUAAAAAUAGAAUAAAUGUCCGGUAUGCAAAAAAAGACAUAAUAUUAUAUCAUGA
Molecule: messenger RNA, 417 nt
Organism: Paramecium pentaurelia
Lineage: Eukaryota; Ciliophora; Oligohymenophorea; Peniculida; Parameciidae
Source: the annotation of a GenBank genome assembly